This is a messenger RNA of Cephus cinctus (wheat stem sawfly), 1433 nucleotides long. RefSeq names its product methyltransferase-like 26. The transcript has 4 exons. The coding region runs from base 192 to 914 and encodes 240 amino acids. NCBI's taxonomy places the organism in Eukaryota, Metazoa, Arthropoda, Insecta, Hymenoptera, Cephidae. The record is from RefSeq and is a predicted model, not a curated record.
AAAUCAUUAUCUGUGUAAUUGUGAAUAUACAUAAAUAUGCUGCAUCAGCGGUACGUAUAAUGUGCAAAGUUUUGCGCAAUGUACGACAUUAGAAUAACACAUUCUGUACGGUACGCGGCGCUGUAAUCGAACAUUGUGAUUAUUAUUCAAAUUUGACAGACUCACCAAGUUCUGUAACAAAAGGAAUAUGAAUGUUAUCCACUACGCAGCAACUCAUAGAUAUUAAAAGACUCGCUAAGAAGAUAGGCUCUACCUUAUUGGGAGCUGCAAUACAUAAUAGAACCAGUUCUAUGGCUGCUCAAAAGCUGGUGUAUCCUGCAGCAGACCGCAACAAGGAACCUAUUUUAUCUGUAUUAAGACAAUACAUUCGAAGAGGAUCGAAUCAAAGUUUUUUAGAAAUUGCUUCCGGUUCCGGUCAACAUGUCGCAUACUUUGCACCGCACUUUCCACAAGUAACAUUUUAUCCAUCCGAAUACGAUGUUAAAUUACUUGAAAGUAUCUCAGCUCAUUCCAAUGGUAUGCCUAAUAUUGAACCACCAAUUAAAAUCGAUAUCACAAAAGAGUUAUAUACCUGGGGAAAUGGAACAUUUAAAGAAAAUAGUUUUGAUUAUAUUUACAAUGCAAAUAUGAUGCAUAUUAUGCCUUAUGCAGGUACCAUUGGCCUUUUUGAAAAUUCUGGAAAACUUUUGAAAUCCGAUGGGUUACUGUUUACUUAUGGUCCUUAUGCAAUCAAUGGGAAAAUUACACCCGAAAGUAAUGUUAAUUUUGACAAAACUUUGAAAAUGCAAGAUCCUGAAUGGGGUCUGCGAGAUGUUAAGCAAUUGGAAAAAUUGGCCAAAGAAAAUGGAAUACAGUUGGUAGAGAUGGUAGAUAUGCCUGCUAAUAAUAAGACCAUUAUUUGGAAAAAAUAUUGAUUUAUCAUUGAUGAUUCUGAGGAUAUGCAACUUGAAAUUAUUAAUUUUGUUCUUCAACAAUUUAGAAGCUUGAGCAUUGACAUGCAUAAUAUAUUUAUAAAAAGAAUAUUAAUCAGUAUUUAAAGAUAAAAAGAAAACUUCAAUUAUAUUUAUUCCUGAUGUCGCACAUCUUUUACAUCACGCGUAGGUCACACAUACUUAAUCAGACAUAAAUUGCAAUGUAACUUUGUAACGGGUAGAGAUUUUUAAACUUAAUUAUAAAGAAACCAAAAUUUCGUAGUAUAAAGAGCAUGUCUAAAAUGAAAUGUAGUAAAAAAAAUCAUUUAUUCCAAAGUUUCAUACUUCAGAAGAAAACGUCUCACGGAGAAAAACCGAAAAAUUAGGGAACCGUAUGUGUCACUUAAGAACAUAUGUAAUAGUUUAAGGAGAACAUUAUUUUAAUUGUAAUUGUAUAUAAUCAAAAUUAUGUAUUUUAAGUAUACUCCUUUGCAAUAAUAAAAAUUAUAUACUCUUUUUAAA